Messenger RNA from Puccinia graminis f. sp. tritici CRL 75-36-700-3, 2196 nucleotides. RefSeq lists its product as uncharacterized. The transcript is spliced from 3 exons. Gene Ontology annotation, cellular component: cytoplasm; chromosome. NCBI's taxonomy places the organism in Eukaryota, Fungi, Basidiomycota, Pucciniomycetes, Pucciniales, Pucciniaceae. Gene Ontology annotation, biological process: double-strand break repair via homologous recombination. The record is from RefSeq and is a predicted model, not a curated record. Gene Ontology annotation, molecular function: nucleic acid binding; four-way junction helicase activity; 3'-5' DNA helicase activity. Bases 1 to 2196 code for a protein of 731 amino acids.
AUGCUUCGUCACCUUUCGACUCCUGCAAUACGUGCACCUCACCGAGCAAACGGCCGUAUUCAGCUUUUGGCAAAAAUUGCUGCAAAGGACAACCUCGCAUUGAAGUCAGCAAUUGGGAAAUUGGCGAAGCUUCGCUAUGGACAACCGGCUAAGGACUUGCAGAUAGAAGCGGUUUAUAACCUAGCAAAAGGAUCCAACACUUUUCUAUUGGCAGGGACCGGCUUUGGGAAAUCUAGAAUACCGGAGAUUUACCAUAUGCUUUACCCAAAACCGAGUAAUGCCGUAAUUCUCGUUUUGAAUCCCCUCGACGCGUUAGGUGAUAAUCAAGUGCUGGAGAAGAUUCAGGCUGGUUUCACCGCUAUCAACCUAACCAAAUUGACCUUUAAUGAAGAAGAAGCAAACAACGUUGCAAACGGGGUCUACAAUUUUGUCUACCUGAGCCCGGAGAUAUUCUUGAACAGUCCGCUCUGGGAUCAGGUAUAUUUUUGUGCUAACUUUCAAGACCGUCUCGCUCUAGUUGUAGUUGAUGAGGCCCACAUCAUCUACCAGUGGGGGCUUGUUGAAUCAGGAAGUGGAAAACACAAGCGAACACUAAUCGGUCGUUUGGAGGAUCUUGGGAUUUUUCGGCCGUCGUAUGGGAAAUUAGGUGCUCGAUUGCUCACUCGGAACAGCAAGCCAAUUCUUUUGAUGUCAGCGACUUGCAGGCCUUUGGCCGUGGAAGCAAUCAAGAAAAGCUUAAAGCUAGAAGAGCACAAUCUGAAAACAAUCUCUGGUGAACUCACCCGGCCCGAGAUACGCAUUAUAAGAAUGCCAAUUUCAACAUCGGUCAAUUCGUGCUUGGACCUUUUGGAUGUUUUUGCACCUAAAUCGGAGGUCCCAGAUACAUCUGUGGUUCCCACUUUGAUAUAUAGUAGUACUCGGAAUCGAACAAAACAUGUGAUGAAGGCAUUGGAUUUGGCUCGUCGGACCCCAGGGAACUCGUCUCGUCCAAAUUCAAAGUUUGUCCGAAGGUUCCACUCUUGCACUGGGGAGAAAGACAAACUACGAUUGGUGGAUGACUUUUCAAAAGGAAGACUACCGGUAAUCUCCUGCACAAUGGCGUUGGGGAUGGGGCAGAACUGGUCCUGGGUACGGUGUGUGAUACAGAUGGGUCGAUCAGAUCCGUCAGCUGUUUGCCAAAUGAUUGGACGUGCAGGGAGGGAUGGGCGAUCGGGGCUUGCUAUUGUCUAUGUGGAAACAAACAGGAAGGGGGGUAAGAAUUGUUUGGAGGACUUUCAAGGUUCCAACAAUCAGUCCGAUGAGGACCGAAUGGACGCUUUGGCAAUCACACCUGUGUGUCUUCGAGUGGCCUUUGCUAUUGAUAACUCGUCUUAUUUGGGUUAUGUACCCCUCAGGACAGAUGACCCUGCUUACGUUGCGGAGCGGACACGCGAGAGGGCACAGGGUUUUGCAGAAUGCUUAUGUUCUAAUUGCAAGCCACAUAUGGCAAAGGGUCUGAUGGGAAACAUUAAGAAGUUAACAGUUGACAAUAUAGAUGAAAUGAUUCGACAAGACUGGGGCGAGCAACCGGCUGCAGGGAAUACUUUGGUGGUGAAUAAAAGGAAACGGGGUGGGGUCAACCGAUCAAGUGUAGGCAAACGGGUGGUCCUUAGCCAGUCAAUGCAAGAAAUCCUAUCAAACCGCCUCAAUACCGCUUUUAAUGUCUUAUUUGAGAAGAAGUAUCCACGCGGGUCUUUGAUGACUGCAGCAGACCUUUUUGGGAAGCAAGAGGUGGAUCUUAUAGUUAAAAAAUUUGGAAAAUUUGAAGGAACGGUUGGGUUACGGAAAGUCAUUGGGGGGCAGAUGAUUGAAGGCCAAGCAGACGCUCUUGACUUGGUGAUUCGGGAAUUCAUCGCAGGCCCGUUGGCGGAAGAGAAUAUUCAUCGGAUAGAGAAGGCCAAACAGGUCCGAAUGGAUAAGAAGCGAGUCCGAGACGAAGCACGGGCGCAGAAAUUGGAGAUCGAGGCUGAGGCGGCAAGGAAGGUCCGGAUGGAAAAGGAGGCACUCAAAAUUCAGGAAAAGGCGAUGGCUGAUGAGCGAAAAAGGGUAGAUGACGCAAGGAAAGCCGAGGAGCGAGCCCAAUUAGCCAUUCUGGUUCGUCUGGCAGGGGAGGAUGCUGAGAGACAAGGGGUUGAAAGCAUACACCGGGGCCGAUAA